Manihot esculenta (cassava) is the source of this 3484-nucleotide messenger RNA. RefSeq names its product leucine-rich repeat receptor protein kinase HPCA1. The record is from RefSeq and is a predicted model, not a curated record. NCBI's taxonomy places the organism in Eukaryota, Viridiplantae, Streptophyta, Magnoliopsida, Malpighiales, Euphorbiaceae. Gene Ontology annotation, biological process: protein phosphorylation. The coding region runs from base 264 to 3149 and encodes 961 amino acids. The transcript is spliced from 20 exons. Gene Ontology annotation, molecular function: protein kinase activity; protein binding; ATP binding.
AACACAUAAAAGAGAAAAAAAAAAAAAGAGAGAGAGAGAGAUUAGAUGGUAAUAAUGGUGGUGGUGGGUUUGCUAAUUGCAAUGUUAUUGCUGAUGGUUAGCAAAUAGAGUCGCUUCUAAGACAAGACAAAUUGAUUGAAAGAAGCUAAAGAGGAGGUCAGGUCAAGAUUUUUCAUUUGCUCAACUUUUAUUUUUACAGAAAGACAAAUUCAUUAACCCUUUGUUGAGUUCCUGGCUUCACAUUCUGUAGCUGGCCUGCUGCAAUGGCUGCAGCCUUCUGGUUGCUCAUCUUUCUGGCUUUGUUUAGUGCAGAAUUUCAUCUCAUCUUCUCUUUUACAGACCCUCGUGAUGCUGCAGCUCUCCAGUCGCUGAAAGAUUCCUGGCAAAAUACUCCACCGAGCUGGGACAGUGGAGAUCCAUGUGGAACACGCUGGGAAGGAAUUACAUGCAAGGAUUCGAGGGUAACUGCAUUGGGUUUAUCAACCAUGGGCCUCAAAGGGAAGCUAAGUGGUGAUAUUGGGGGCCUGACUGAGUUGAUAUCCUUGGACUUGUCAUUCAACCCUGAGCUCACAGGAUCUCUAACUCCACGAUUAGGAGAUCUGCGAAAUUUGAACAUCCUAAUCCUUGCUGGCUGUGGUUUCACCGGUAGAAUUCCAGAUGAGCUAGGCAAUCUUGCAGAAUUAUCCUUCUUGGCUCUCAACACAAACAACUUGACAGGCAACAUCCCCCCCUCUUUGGGAAAACUCUCCAAUGUCUAUUGGCUAGACUUGGCAGAGAAUCAAUUGACAGGACCUAUCCCAAUUUCAACACCCACCACCCCAGGCUUGGACCUCCUUCUAAAGGCUAAGCACUUUCAUUUCAACAAGAACCAGCUUUCAGGUCCCAUUCCCUCUAAACUUUUCAGGCCUGAAAUGGUACUAAUACACGUAUUAUUUGAUGGAAAUCAACUUGCUGGAACUAUCCCGGAUUCUUUAAUGACAGUUCAGACCCUUGAGGUUCUCCGACUUGAUAGAAACGCUUUAACAGGAGAAGUCCCCACAAAUUUAAACAAUCUUACAAACGUCGUCGAAUUGAAUUUAGCACACAACAAGCUGACAGGCCCUUUACCAGACUUAACUGGAAUGACUAGCCUUAAUUAUGUGGACCUCAGCAACAACUCUUUUGUCCCAUCAGAAGCUCCAGAAUGGUUCUCAAGCUUACCGUUGCUGACCACUUUGGUUAUAGAGCACGCAUCUCUUCACGGGCAUUUACCAUCAAAAAUCUUCAGUUACCAGCAGAUAGAGCUAGUGUUAUUGAAAGACAAUGCAUUCAGUGGCCAACUGGAUCUGGGUGAAACCGUUGGUCCUCAGCUUCAACUUGUUGAUCUGCAGAACAAUAACAUUUCCUCUGUAACACUAACUGCUCAGUACACAAGCACAUUAAUACUUGUAGGAAAUCCUGUGUGCUCUGCGCUCUCAAAUACUAAUUACUGCCAACUCCAGCAGCAGACAGCUAAGGCUUAUUCCACUAGCCUGGCUAAAUGUGGAAAUCCACAGUGUCCUGCUGGACAGAAGCUCAGCCCUCAGAGAUGUGAAUGUGCAUAUCCUUAUGAAGGAACAUUAUACUUCAGAGCACCUUCCUUCAAGGACUCAUCCGAUGUGACUAGGUUUCAAUCACUAGAGAUGAGCCUCUGGGUGAAACUGGGCUUGACUCCUGGUUCAGUUUUUCUUCAGGGCCCAUUUUUCAAUGUUGAUGACUAUCUUCAGGUUCAGCUUGCACUAUUCCCCCCGGCUGGAAAAUAUUUUAACAGGACUGAAGUUAUCAGGAUUGGGUUUGAUCUGAGCAAUCAAACCUACAAGCCUCCCAAAGAUUUUGGACCCUAUCUUUUUAUUGCAACUCCUUACCCUUUCCCAGAUGAAGACAAAGGAACUUCUCUCAGCUCUAGUGCAGUUGCUGGGAUAGCAGUUGGCUGUUCUGUUCUAGUUCUAGGCCUUGUUGGAGUUGGGAUAUAUGCGGUUCGGCAAAAGAAACGUGCAGAAAAGGCUCUUGGAUUGAGCAGACCGUUUGCAUCUUGGGCUCCAAGUGGAAAAGAUAGUGGAGGUGCACCACAAUUGAAGGGAGCAAGAUGGUUCUCUUAUGAUGAACUUAAGAAGUGCACUAACAACUUCUCUGAAAAUAAUGAGAUAGGUUCUGGAGGAUAUGGAAAGGUUUAUAGAGGAAUGCUUUCUGAAGGACAAGUAGUGGCAAUCAAAAGAGCUCAGCAAGGAUCAAUGCAAGGGGGGUUGGAGUUCAAGACUGAAAUUGAAUUGCUGUCAAGAGUACAUCACAAGAAUCUUGUUGGCCUUGUGGGUUUUUGCUUUGAACAAGGAGAACAGAUGCUGGUGUAUGAAUUUAUGGCCAAUGGAACUCUCAGGGAAAGCCUGUCAGGGAAAUCUGGCAUUCAUCUUGAUUGGAAGAGGAGACUACGCAUAGGUCUUGGCUCAGCUAGAGGGCUAACUUAUCUUCAUGAGCUUGCAGAUCCUCCUAUAAUCCACAGAGAUGUUAAGUCAAGCAACAUUCUGCUGGAUGAAAAUUUAACUGCAAAGGUUGCAGAUUUUGGCUUGUCAAAGCUUGUAUCAGACAGCACAAAAGGGCAUGUUUCAACUCAAGUCAAGGGCACCCUGGGCUACUUGGAUCCUGAAUAUUACAUGACUCAGCAAUUAACAGAAAAGAGUGAUGUCUAUAGCUUUGGUGUGGUAAUGCUUGAGCUGGUGACUGCCAAGCAACCGAUUGAAAAAGGAAAAUACAUUGUUCGAGAAGUACGAACAGCGAUGGACAAGAAUGAUGAAGAACAUUGUGGAUUGAAGGAAAUAAUGGAUCCAACUAUUAGAAACUCUGGAAAUCUUGUUGGGUUUGAGAGAUUCCUGGAAUUGGCUAUGCAAUGUGUGGAAGAAUCGGCUGCAGAACGUCCAACAAUGAGUGAAGUAGUGAAGGCAAUAGAGACCAUCCUACAAAAUGAUGGAAUGAACACAAACUCAACCUCAGCUUCCUCAUCUGCAACUGAUUUUGGAGCUUCAAGAGCUGCUCCUAGACAUCCUUACAAUGAUGUUCCUAAGAAGGAUGUUAAUGACACCCAUGCCUUUGAUUACAGUGGAGGUUACUCUCUCCCAGCAAAAGUAGAGCCAAAGUAAAAAAACACCUUCUGCUUUGCCAUUGAGAAUAUACAUGUUCUAAUACAAAACUGUUUGCCAUUGUUAUUAGACCUUUUUCAUUAGAAUUUUUGUCAGGUUCUCUAAUUAAAAAUUGUUUUGAUCAAUGGUAUUUUAGGGGAAAUUAUUAUGCUAUAUAAUAGCUUUUAGGGUUUAUUUUUCUUUGAUUUUUUUAUUGUUGUAGUUAUAGUAAUGAGUGUGAGGUUUUGUAUUGUAAGUACAACUCUGAAUAUGCGAGAGAGACUCUAAUGGGAAUAUGUUGGAGAGUUUGAUGAUUAUCAUUUUAUAAAAACUGAAAUUCAGACUUUGAACUGUAA